AUGAGCUUUGUUUUACCGGUUGAACAGGUAAGGGAACAGAUUUUGGAGAAAAUAAGAAAACAUCAAGUGACUGUGAUAUCUGGAGAGACAGGUAGCGGUAAAUCUACGAUUAUACCCAGAAUUGUGUAUGAAAAAUAUCUAAAUGAACGUGGAAAUGUAGUUAUUACACAGCCUAGGAGAGUGGCUGCAAUAUCUCUCUGUAAAUAUGUAUCGCAACUUAUGAACACAAAGGUAGGAGACGUUGUAGGAUUCAAAGUGAGAUUUUUCAAUAAAACAAGUCAAAACACUAGGAUUAAAUUCGUUACAGAUGGUAUCCUAAUAAGAGAAGCUAUAGAAGAUCCACUUUUCACGAGCUAUUCCGUCCUUAUCAUAGACGAAGUACAUGAACGCUCCAUACGCUCGGAUGUGUUACUUGGUAUCAUCAAGCUGUGCCUGGAAAAACGAGAGGAUUUAAAGGUCAUAGUAAUGUCGGCUACACUUGAAUGCAACAACUUCCAAGAUUUCUUUCCAAACUCUGGUUAUAUCCAUGUGCCUGGUAGACAAUAUCCCGUUGAUAUCUUUUACAUGCCAAAAGCUUAUGAAGACUAUAUAGAGGCUGCAAUGAUUGCAGUACUGCAAAUCAAUUUGACCAGCAAUAACGGCGAUGUACUGGUAUUCCUUCCAGGACAAGAUGAUAUUGAGGUACUUGAAAAACUCUUGAAAGAAAAGUGUGAUAUAUUGGACAAAUCACUCAAAGAUUAUUCAAAGAAUAACAAAGUGGAAAAUGCUGAAACCUUGCGAAAACGAGCAAAUAUAAAAAUAGGAGAAAUGACAUACGACAUGAACAAGUGGAAAGACUUAAACAUUCUUCCACUAUAUGCUGCAUUGUCAAUAGACAAACAAUCUUUAGUAUUCAAUGAGACCCCUAAAAAAUGUAGAAAGGUCGUGUUGGCCACGAAUAUCGCAGAAACAUCACUAACUAUACCGGGGAUACGCUAUGUAGUAGACACUGGUCUGGCCAAAGAGAGGAAGUUUCUCACAAAAAGCAACUUUGAAGCACUGACAAUUAAUGUAAUUUCAAAGGCUUCAGCAAAACAGCGUGCAGGAAGAGCUGGGAGAGAGGGGCCAGGGAAAAUAUAUCGCUUAUAUACAUUUGAUUCGUUUAAUAAGAUGAAAGAGUUCUCCACUCCCGAAAUUCAAUCUGUAGACAUUUCUAAUGUGUAUCUGGAGCUGAAGAUGAUUGGGAUUAAAAACCCAAUUGAAUUUCCAUUUGUGGACCCUCCUUCUAAAAACUCCUUCCUAUCUGCGGCCAUGAGUUUAUAUAGACUAGGUGCAAUAACUUCAAAUGGAGUUUUAACAGACACAGGGAAAUUAAUGGGAAAAAUACCUCUAUUACCUAUUCACUCUAAGCUAUUGUUAACAUCCAUCGAGUUCGAAUGUGUUUCGGAAAUUUUGACCAUAGUAUCAAUGUUGUCAACCGAAAUCACCUUUUUUGAAAAUGAAAAAUACAAUCCUGGAGCAUCUAAGAUGAGAAGGAGUAUAAGCCAUAUCCAUGGAGACCAUCUGACUCUACUCAAUUUUUACAAUUUAUGGGACAAUGCGCCCUCAAAAGAUAAUAUAUGCGGGCAAUUUGGAUUCAAUAAUAAUGCAUUUCUCAGAGCGAGUGAUAUCAGAAAGCAACUAGCUUCCGUUAUGAUGUCUAAUCCCAUAAAUCUUGUGAAUAUUACAAAAUGUAAAGACUCAACACAAUGGGACAAUGUCAGAAUGUGUAUCGCAAAAUCAAUGUGGAUGAAUUCUGCAAAACUUUCGGUUGAUUCCAAAUCGUACACUACUAUGGUAAGAAAUAUACAAUAUUCACAUUCCAAACAGGUCAACAAUCAAACCGUUCACAUUCAUCCAUCUUCUGUUUUAUUUAAUCGGCAACCGCUUCCUGGAUUUAUCGUUUAUAACGAGUGUACCAGUACAAAAAAGGUUUAUAUUCACAAUGCUAUUGAAAUUUCCAACGAAUGGUUGAUAACAUAUCUACCAAAAUGGUUUAAACGUAAUGAAUAA
Molecule: messenger RNA, 2031 nt
Organism: Theileria equi strain WA
Lineage: Eukaryota; Apicomplexa; Aconoidasida; Piroplasmida; Theileriidae
Product: Helicase associated domain HA2 containing protein
Exons: 8
Coding region: 1-2031 (676 amino acids)
Biological process (GO): spliceosomal complex disassembly
Cellular component (GO): catalytic step 2 spliceosome; intracellular anatomical structure
Molecular function (GO): RNA binding; ATP binding
Source: RefSeq, a predicted model, not a curated record